UCCAAGGCAAUGGAGAAAAAAAAAGUGUUUUGAUAAUAUAAAAAAUUAAUCUCUCUGCUCUGCGUUUUUUUAUGUGUUUAGAUUUAGAGAGAAAACGAGAGAUAUAUUUAGAAUAACAGUACUUAUUUCGGUGCAAUGGUCGUUUAAUGUGAUUGUAUUUACAUUUGUUUUCGACCCUCCAUACGGUAGUAUUUUUUAUUCGAACCGAACCACUAUGCGGAUUUUCGAGACGAUUAAUUAACAUUACACGUCUGCUGAUUAAAUUAAUCGUAGAUUGACAGGAAGUAUUGGUAAAAUGUGUACCAAAUAAGUCACUCUUACGCGAAUUCCAUCGGUAUAUCGUACCGAUAAUAAUGGAAGAAAAAGAGACGAAAAUCAUCUAUCAUGUCGACGAUGAAGAAACACCGUAUUUGGUCAAGUUAGCUAUUUCACCCGAGAAAGUAACGUUGGCUGAUUUCAAGAAUGUAUUCAAUCGACCAAAUUACAAAUUCUUUUUCAAAUCUAUGGACGAUGAUUUCGGUGUGGUAAAAGAAGAAAUCAUAGACGAUGACGCCCAUUUACCUUGCUUCAAUGGUAGAGUCGUUUCAUGGCUCGUCUCAGCUGAAGGUAGCAAUGUAUCGGAUGGCGGAGCUUCACAGUGUGCUGAUAACGUUACACAGAAGAUGCCAGAUCAUGGUUCUCAUCGUCCUAAUUCCGAUGACUUCAUUAAUACUGAAACCGAAUCAUUGGCUAGUUCGAAACCAGCUCUUCAUCAUAUGCCAAAAGAUCGUUUACGUCCUCUCACCGAAAGAUACGAUAAACACCAUAAAUACAACGGUUUGGGAGUGAAUGGCCAUUCGAAACAUAGAAAUAUGGGAUUAGGAUACGAUACGUCGUCCAUGAUGAGUUCGGAAUUGGAGACCACUAGUUUCUUAGAGUCAGAUGACGAUGCUUCUAGUCGUAUAACUACAACAACCGGAAGAGCUACCAAUUUACACUUGAUGGACGGUCACGGUAGGCGAAGGGCUCCUCGACGAAGACGCCACAGACAAGCCACAGCCAUGUCGAGAACGUCUUCAUUUUCAUCGAUUACCGAUUCCAGUAUGUCUCUGAAUAUAAUUACUGUCACUUUGAACAUGGAUACGGUGAAUUUUCUCGGUAUAUCGAUCGUCGGUCAAAGCAAUAAUGGCGGAGAUGGAGGAAUCUAUGUCGGCUCGAUAAUGAAAGGAGGAGCUGUCGCUUUGGACGGUCGAAUCGAACCCGGAGAUAUGAUUCUACAAGUGAACGAUAUAAAUUUCGAGAACAUGUCGAAUGACGAAGCUGUUCGCGUUCUGAGAGAAGUCGUCCAGAAACCUGGUGCCAUUAAACUGGUCGUGGCCAAAUGUUGGGAUCCCAAUCCGAAAGGUUAUUUCACUAUUCCACGAACCGAACCUGUCAGACCGAUUGAUCCUGGUGCUUGGGUGGCUCAUACGGCGGCCAUGAGAGGAGAAACGUAUCCGUUACGUCCUCCUUCUGUGUCCACUCUAACUUCGACUAGUUCUUCGUUGAUUUCCAGUAUGGCCGAAACAGAAAUUGCUGCUGAUUCGGUAGAUAGUAUGCCACUUUCGAUCAACAGCGAUAUGUCUGUUAUUGUCAGAGCGAUGGCUAAACCAAAUUCCGGACUCGAGGUUCGAGAUAGAUUAUGGCUCAAGAUAACUAUUCCUAAUGCAUUUAUUGGCGCUGAUGUCGUCGAUUGGCUGGAAACUCACGUGGAAGGGUUCUCUGAGAGACGCGAAGCCCGUAGAUAUGCCUCGCAGAUGCUCAAAGCUGGUUACAUCAGACAUUGCGUUAAUAAGAACAGCUUCUCCGAACAGUGCUACUACAUUUUCGGUGAUUUCUUAUCUGCUGGAAUGUCGCGUUUGAAAUUAGACGAACCGGAACGCGAUAGUCUUCCUCAUCCUGGUACCUCGUGGGACAUGCCUUACUCCGGUACAUACUUACCUCAUUCCUCUCCGAUGCCAUUCAAUUACACCAACGAAACUACUUGCUAUUCGUUGACCAGAGAUGGCAGUGGAUCAGGCGGAAGUCGUUCAGGCUCCGAUAUAAUAGUUCCCAUAACGAAAACAGCUCCCAGCGGAGCUAGUAGCAGCGCUGCCAGUGGAAUCCACAACCCUUUGGUGGCAGUUUUAAAAGGCAACGAACAAAACGGCGGCAAACGUAACCCAGCCAUCGAAUCGAGUGGUUCGGAAACGUCGUCGAAUCCUGCCUAUUCUCAGGAUCUUUCAACUAGUCAGCAGUCUUUUAAAAUGGCUAUGGGUAAUCCCUGCGAGUUCUUCGUUGACGUUAUGUGAAGAAAAUUCCGCCAAAAUAAACCUCGAAAAUACUCUGGAAUAUUUUCCACGUUAAUUUUUGAAAUUUUAGAAUAUCGAGUUUGAGUUUGUAUGUGUAAUACCAAGAGUAUCGUUGUUGUUACUUUGUAUGUAUGAUAUAAUUUGUGCCAUAACAACGUCAACGAUUGAAUGUUCCCCCCCCCCCCCUUUAAAUGUGUGUAUGAAAAACGUAUGUAUUUUUGUACGUAAUGUAACUUAUUUAUUAUUUAUUUUUUCUUUUUUUUAACGUUUUAACGAAACUAAAAUUACGUAAUGUUCUGGAUAGUUUGUUACAAAAUACGACAAUUAUUAUUGACUAAUUAGUCCCAGUUUUUAGGUUUUUUUGUUUUUACCAGUAACUGAUAUUUAUUUACUUACUGUUUUGUGGGUGUAGAAUUUUUUUGUGAGUUUUAAUCCGCCGAAUUAUGAAAUUUUUUAACUUUUAUUAGGCUCGGUUUAUUUUCAAAUGCCUUUAUUCAUGUUGAUUUUUAUAUUUUUGUAGUAUUAUUGAUCAACCGUGCAGUAUUUUUCGAUCGUUCAAAACGAUCUGGUUUUAAAAUAAAUUAUUUUAUCGCAGAAACGUAUUAAAUUACAUCAUUGUUUGAAUUUUUCGUUCAUCUAUUUAUUACAUACGUAAACGUACCUAUUAACAUUUAUUAGUCAAUAAUGCAUCGAAUUAUUAUUUUAUCCUUAUUAUAUGUAUUAUUUUUGUUUGUUUGUUUGUUUGUUUGUGUUUGUUUGUAUGU
Planococcus citri (citrus mealybug) is the source of this 3073-nucleotide messenger RNA. It is a transcript of the gene dsh, whose product is annotated as Segment polarity protein dishevelled. Gene Ontology annotation, biological process: intracellular signal transduction; Wnt signaling pathway. Gene Ontology annotation, molecular function: frizzled binding. NCBI's taxonomy places the organism in Eukaryota, Metazoa, Arthropoda, Insecta, Hemiptera, Pseudococcidae. The coding region runs from base 354 to 2309 and encodes 651 amino acids. The record is from RefSeq and is a predicted model, not a curated record. The transcript is spliced from 13 exons.